AUGUCUCAACCAUCUUAUAACCAUUUACCUCAAGAACUUAAAAACCACUAUAUUAUUCAAAGACACGGUUUCUCCUUGGCUAACAAUGCAAAACUAAUCUGCUCUAAUCCCGAUAUUGCCAUUCCUCCCACUGGUGGUCCUUUAGGUACUGGUUAUGGACUCCAUGAAAAGGGCAAAGUUCAAGUCAAAGAGGUAAACAACUAG
Mucor mucedo is the source of this 204-nucleotide messenger RNA. RefSeq lists its product as uncharacterized. The coding region runs from base 1 to 204 and encodes 67 amino acids. The transcript has a single exon. The record is from RefSeq and is a predicted model, not a curated record. Lineage: Eukaryota; Fungi; Mucoromycota; Mucoromycetes; Mucorales; Mucoraceae.